Messenger RNA from Cicer arietinum (chickpea), 936 nucleotides. RefSeq lists its product as uncharacterized. Lineage: Eukaryota; Viridiplantae; Streptophyta; Magnoliopsida; Fabales; Fabaceae. The record is from RefSeq and is a predicted model, not a curated record.
AUUUUACCCAACAAUUCAUGGUUGCAUCAAGAGAGAUUCACGAUCCGUGAACGAGAAGCGAAAUUGAGUAGCAUUAAUUUAAAAAUCAUUAAGAUAAGUUUCAGUUCCGAUUUGAUGAUUGCAAAAUCAUAUUAUUAUUAUAUAUCCCUAAAAACAGUUUCCAAAGAAUCCAUCGCAUGGCCGCAUCAUCACCAAAACGAAAAGACACGAAAAGCACGAACGCGAAUGGGGUGGUUAUCAGAGUGUACGUCGAAUCGGUGAAAACUCGCUCCACGAAGAAACCAAAGCCACACGAACAUCUUAGAAAUUCAGAAACAGAGGGAUAUCAAAAUGAUCGCCGUGCUCUGCUUCUUGCUCAUUCUCGAUUUCUUAGAAAAUCACCCUCCCAAAAUAUCUCAUUACCCAUCAUCAAUCCUUCAACACCUAAAAUUAAAACCAAGGGUGUAUGGUUAAACAUAAAUCAACCGGUUCGAAUCUGCUCGUGCUCGCCGUCGAUGGAAACGCUUCCGAGCUUAACUAUCCGGUGCAGAAAUGAAUUCAAAGUGAACAAAGAAGAUAAUCAAUCCGAGGAGACAAAGUCUAGUGGAAAAUACCCUAACCCAUUAUUGGGUAAAAUGAAGAACAUAUUGAAACAGCUAUCAUGCAAAGAAAUCUAGUGGUAAUGAAGAAGAGCUUGGUCCUGUUUCGAUAAAUUUCAAUGCCAUUUGACAUUGAAUUUCUCUGUAGCUGAAAUCUCCAGCUUAAAACCGAUGGGCACUAAGAUAAAUAAGGUGGACAAAUGUGUAUAUUAUUAUUAGUUAAUGUCUUGAAUUAGUUGAAGACUUGCUGCAUUAGAUCCAUUCAUUUGGUAGUGGAAGUUUUUAUUAGGCCCAAUGAUCUUGGAAUUUCUAAGUGGAAUAUUUCAAAGAGGUUUUAUAUUUGUAUGACGUUCUCAAA